Molecule: messenger RNA, 15513 nt
Organism: Hippoglossus stenolepis (Pacific halibut)
Lineage: Eukaryota; Metazoa; Chordata; Actinopteri; Pleuronectiformes; Pleuronectidae
Gene: herc1
Product: HECT and RLD domain containing E3 ubiquitin protein ligase family member 1
Exons: 79
Coding region: 245-14968 (4907 amino acids)
Molecular function (GO): protein binding; ubiquitin-protein transferase activity
Source: RefSeq, a predicted model, not a curated record
GGGGCUGAACCAGCGCCCGGCUCAGUCUCAGCAGAAGCUCCGCUCGAGGCGGACUCGGACAUGGAGCUGCUCUCUGUCUCCUUCCCCUGUGACGGAACCUCCGACUGAAGACUGCGUGUUGAUGUGAUGAAGAUCAGCUGGACGCCCGUGUAAGAAGAAGAGGAGGAGGAAGAGGAACAAGAAGAAGAGGAGGAAGAGGAGGAGGAGGCCUUCUGCUGGACUGAUGGCUCCAGAGUGACCUGCCAUGGCUCUAAUGAUCCCCCCGGUGAAACUCAAAUGGCUGGAGCACCUGAACAGCUCAUGGAUUACGGAGGACAGCGAGUCGAUAGCCACGCGAGAGGGAGUCUCUGUGCUCUACUCAAAGCUGCUGGCCAACAAAGAGGUGGUGCUGCUGCCCCAGCAGGUGCUCUGUCUGAAGGGCCCCCAGCUCCCGGACUUUGAGCGGGAAUCCCUGUCCAGCGAUGAGCAGGAGCACUACCUGGACGCUCUGCUCAGCAGCCAAUUGGCUCUGGCCAAGAUGGUCUGCUCUGACUCGCCCUUUGCCGCUGCGCUGCGCAAACGUGUGCUGGUGCUCCAGCGCAUCUUCUACGCACUUUCCAACAAGUACCAUGACAAAGGUAAAGUCAAGCAGCAGCAGCACUCUCCAGAGAACAACUCGGGCUCGACUGAUCUGCACUCUGUCAGCGAGCGGCCGCGCUCCAGCACCGACGCUCUUAUUGAGAUGGGUGUUCGCACGGGCCUCAGCCUUCUGUUUGCCCUCCUGCGCCAGAGCUGGAUGAUGCCUCCUCCGCCCAGCCCUUGUGGAGGUCAUGGGGGAAACAUAAACUUGUGUAACGAUGUCAUUCACACUGCCAUCGACGUGGUGAGCUCCCUGCCCCCCCUCUCUCUGGCCAACGAGAGCAAGAUCCCGCCGAUGGGCCUGGACUGCCUGGCCCAGGUCACCACCUUCCUGAAGGGAGUGACCAUGCCAAACUCUGGAGCGGAUAUUUUAGGGCGGCGCCUGGCCUCAGAGCUCCUCCUGGGCCUGGCCUCGCAGAGGGGCUCCCUGCGCUACCUGCUGGAGUGGAUAGAAAUGGCCUUGGCAGCAUCAGCUGUGGUCUGCACCAUGGAGCAGAACAAGGUGCUACAGAACCAAGAGGGCCUCAUCGGUUAUGAUUGUUUUAUGAACAUCCUCAUGCAGAUGAGACGCUCUUUGGGCUCCUCAGCAGACCGCAGCCAGUGGCGGGAGCCCACGCGGACGUCUGACGGCCUGUGCUCCCUGUAUGAGGCUGCACUCUGUCUUUUUGAAGAAGUAUGUCGAAUGGCAUCAGACUACUCUCGCACUUGUGUCAGUCCAGACAGCAUUCAGACGGGCGAGGCUCCCGUGGUGUCCGAGACCUGCGAGGUGUACGUGUGGGGCAGCAACAGCAGCCACCAGCUCGUGGAGGGCACACAGGAGAAGAUCUUACAGCCCAAGCUGGCCACCAGCUUCGCAGAUGCUCAGACGAUCGAGGCGGGCCAGUACUGCACUUUCGUGAUAUCCUCCGAUGGCUCCGUCCGGGCCUGUGGGAAGGGCAGCUACGGCCGCUUGGGCCUCGGGGACUCUAACAACCAGUCCACGCUCAAGAAGCUGACCUUUGAACCCCACCGCGCAAUCAAGAAGGUGUCGUCGUCCAAGGGUUCUGAUGGCCACACGCUGGCCUUCACUACGGAGGGUGAGGUGUUCAGCUGGGGUGACGGUGAUUAUGGCAAACUGGGUCACGGGAACAGCUCAACACAGAAAUACCCUAAACUUAUCCAGGGGCCACUGCAGGGGAAGGUGGUGGUUUGUGUGUCUGCUGGCUACAGACACAGUGCUGCAGUCAGCGAGGAUGGAGAGCUGUACACAUGGGGUGAAGGGGAUUUUGGACGAUUAGGUCACGGUGACAGCAACAGCCGAAACAUUCCUACGCUAGUUAAAGACAUCAGCAACGUUGGCGAGGUGUCGUGUGGCAGCUCGCAUACCAUCGCACUGUCCAAGGAUGGACGGACUGUGUGGUCGUUUGGAGGCGGAGACAAUGGAAAACUUGGUCACGGUGAUACUAAUCGAGUUUACAAACCAAAAGUAGUGGAGGCCCUGCAGGGGAUGUUCAUCAGGAAAGUGUGUGCAGGAAGUCAGUCAUCUCUUGCCUUAACCUCUACUGGACAGGUGUAUGCUUGGGGCUGUGGCGCCUGCCUGGGCUGCGGUUCCUCUGAGGCCACAGCGCUCAGACCCAAACUCAUCGAGGAGCUGGCGACCACCCGAGUGGUGGAUAUCUCUAUCGGAGACAGCCACUGUCUGGCCCUGUCGCACGACAAUGAAGUAUAUGCGUGGGGCAACAACUCCAUGGGCCAGUGUGGCCAGGGGAACUCAACCGGGCCGAUCACCAAGCCCAAAAAGGUGGUCAGCCUGGACGGAGUCGCGGUUCAGCAGAUCUCAGCCGGCACGUCUCACAGUCUGGCAUGGACAGCGCUGCCCAGGGACAGGCAGGUGGUGGCGUGGCACAGACCGUACUGCGUCGACCUCGAGGAAAGCACCUUCUCCCACCUGCGCUCCUUCCUUGAGCGCUACUGUGACGGGAUCAACAGUGAAGUUCCUCCACUUCCCUUCCCCUCGUCCAGGGAGCAUCAUACCUUUCUCAAGCUGUGCCUUCGGCUCCUGUCCAAUCACCUGGCUCUGGCUCUGGCCGGGGGCGUGGCCACCAGUAUCUUAGGUCGGCAGGCGAGGCCCCUGAGGAACCUGCUCUUCAGACUGAUGGACUCCUCUGUGCCCGACGAGAUUCAGGAAGCGGUGAUUGAGACUCUGUCUGUGGGUGCGACGAUGCUGCUGCCGCCGCUGAGAGAGAGGAUGGAGCUCCUUCACGCGCUGCUGCCUCAGGGCCCGGACCGAUGGGAGAGUCUCUCCAAAGGACAGAGGAUGCAGCUGGACAUCAUCCUGACCAGUCUGCAGGACCACACCCACGUGGCCUCGCUCCUGGGUUACAGCUCGCCUCCCGAUGGCCCAGAGGUGCUUUCCUCCGGUCCAGGUUUUACAGCCUCCCCAGACCCGGGCUACAGUGCCACAGCGGACCACCCUGACACCCACCUGGCUGAGAUCCUCAUGAAGACGCUGCUCAGGAAUCUGGGCUUUUACACUGAUCAGGCCUUCGGGGAGCUGGAGAAGAACAGCGAUAAGCUGCAGCAGGGCACGUCGUCCUCCGACAGCAGCCAGCCCGCUCACCUGCACCAGCUCCUGUGCUCCCUGCAGAAGCAGCUGUUAGCGUACUGCCACAUCAACUCAGUCACUGAGAACUCCAGCAGUGUGGCUCUACUUCACAAGCACCUGCAGCUCCUGCUGCCUCACGCCACCGAUAUCUACUCCCGCUCGGCCACGCUGAUCAAAGAGAGUUCCUGGAACGGCAGCAUACGAGAAAAGCUACAAGAUGUGAUCUACGUCUCAGCAGCAGGCAGCAUGCUGUGCCAGAUAAUCAACUCUCUGCUGCUGCUUCCGGUGUCGGUGGCGAGGCCUCUGCUGAGCCAGCUGUUGGACCUGCUGCCUCCUCUGGACCGACUCAACCGACUCCUGCCCGCUGCGUCUCCUCUGGAGGACCAGGAGCUGCAGUGGCCUCUUCACGGUGCCUCUGACUUUGCUGAGCCAGCCUCAGGAAUGUCCCUGCCUCCGCCGGCGCUGUCCUGGAUUUGGCUCGUGGACCUGGAGAGGACGGUUGCCUUGCUGGUUGGCCGGUGCCUCGGUGGGAUGCUGCAGGGAGCUCCGACCUCACUGGAGGAGCAGGACACUGCUUACUGGCUCAAAACCCCCCUCUUCAGCAACGGCCUGGCGAUGGACAUCCCUCAGCUUGACACCUGCAUCAGCUCCUUGUUGGAGGCAGCGCUGUCUGGGAACGAGGAGCAGAAGCCCUUUGACUGCACUCUGCGUCCGGACUCCAGUGUCUUGGUGGAUCUGGCUCUGGGUUCCUCUAAAGAACCUGCCAACAGCCUCUGGAUCAACAUGCAGGACUAUGCCAUGAGCAAAGACUGGGACAAUGCGUCUCUCAGUAAUGAGUCUCUGUUGGACACUGUGUCCAGGUUCGUGUUGGCCUCCUUGUUGAAGCACACAGGGAUGCUGAGCCAAGCCUGUGGCGAGGGAAGGUACCAACCUUCUAAGUCGCUUGCUGAAGUCUAUCGCAGUGUUUAUAAAGUACGAAACCGUCUGCUGGCCUGUAAGAACAUGGAUUUCAUCCAGACCCGAUCAUCUUCACGUGAGAGGAGGAUUUCAGACAAUCAGGACUCUCUGGACAUGGACCCUCAGGAGCACUCGUUCACUCGCACCAUCGAUGAGGAGGCAGAGCUGGAAGAGAGAGCCGACCGCGAGAGAGAGGAGGGCCAUCAGGAGCAAGACGACGAAGAGGAGGACCGGGAGCAUGAAGUGAUGACAGCUGGAAAAAUCUUUCAAUGUUUCCUCUCAGCACGGGAGGUAGCUCGCAGUCGGGACAGAGAGCGGGCGAGCAGCAGCACAGGCCUGGGCUCCGGCUCUGUUUCCAGGAGCGGCGGAGGAGGAGGAGGAGGAGGAGGAGGAGACGAGGACGCCAUUCUGUCCCAGGAGGGGAGGAGGGGCAGCUCGGGUCUCCCAGAGGGCCAGGACCUGUACACGGCAGCCUGUAACUCGGUGAUCCACCGCUGUGCCCUGCUGCUGCUGGGGGUGAGCCCUGUGCUGGGCGAGCUGAGCAAACAGAACCAGGAGGAGGGCCAGACCCAGUCAGCCACGGGAACACACGAGUGUCUGAGCUUCAUGACCAGGAGUGAGAGUCUCAGUGCAGAGAGCCGCUCGGUGCAGAGCAGCCCGAGCUACAGACUGAUGAAGUCCAGGAGCGAGUCUGAUCUGUCCCAGCCCGAGUCAGACGAAGAGGGUUACACUCUGAGUGGAAGGAGAAACGUCGACCUGGACUUGGCGUUCUCCCAAAAAAAACGAGGCCUGCUCCACAGCUCCCCCGACUCCCUGGCCGAGUCCUGGUUCAGGGCCAAGCUGAGUCGCCAGCGCAGCUACGGCUCGGCAUACUCCUAUGAAGAGUCGGACCUGGACCUGAGCCGCUCACUGGGCGUCUACGCCCUCAUCGACAACAUGGUCAGUUACAUCAGCGGUGACGUGGGCCUGGCUCCGGCCUUCAAGGAGCCAGAGGAGAGCAUGUCCACCAGCCCACAGGCGACGAUCCUGGCCAUGGAGCAGCAGCAGAACCGAGCAGAGUUGCGGUUGGAGGCGCUUCACCAGAUUGUGGUGUUGAUCUCCGGCAUGGAGGAGAAGGGCAGCCAGCCCGGCAGCGCAGAUCGGUCCAGCGGAGCCUUCCAGUCGUCCUCUCUGCUCACCUCGGUCCGGCUGCAGUUCCUGGCCGGUUGCUUUGGCCUCGGCACCGUGGGCACCGGAGCGCUGAAGAGAGAGAGUGUGCAGCUGCAUCACUACCAGGAUGGUGUGAAAUCCGCUAAGAGGAGCCUCCAGAUUGAAAUCCAGACAGCCGUCCACAAGAUCUACCAGCAGCUGUCUGUCACACUGGAGAGAGCGCUGCAGGCAAACAAGCACCACAUAGAAGCGCAGCAGCGCCUCCUGCUGGUCACUGUGUUCGCGCUGAGUGUUCGCUACCAGCCAGUGGACGUCUCCCUGGCCAUCUCCAGUGGGCUGCUCAACGUGCUGUCUCAGCUCUGUGGCACAGAGACCAUGCUGGGGCAGCCGCUCCAGCUGCUGCAGAAACCUGGAGUGUCUCAGCUCAGCACGGCCCUGAAGGUGGCGUCCACUCGGCUGCUGCAGAUUCUGGCCAUCAGCACUGGAACAUAUGCAGACAAGUUGAGUCCUAAGGUGGUUCAGUCGCUGUUGGACCUGCUCUGCAGUCAGCUGAAGAACCUGUUGUCUCAGGCGGGAGUCAGUCUCCUGUCGUCUGGAAAAGACCAAGAGGACAACAAACAGGAGGACAGUGCAGACUCCGAGAAGAAAGACUUGAGAGCUUUGAUCCGGAAGCAGCACACUGCAGAGCUGCACCUCGGAGACUUCCUGGUCUUCCUCAGGAGGGUUGUGUCGUCCAAGGCCAUCCAGUCCAAGAUGGCCUCCCCCAAAUGGACUGAAGUGCUGCUCAACAUUGCUGCACAGAAAUGCUGCUCAGGGGUCCCUCUGGUGGGGAACUUGAGAACUCGGCUCCUAGCGCUUCACGUUCUGGAGGCGGUUCUGCCUGCGUGUGAGGCCAAUAUGGAGGAUGACCAGAUGACACAGGUGGUGGAGCGUCUUUUCUCUCUGCUGUCCGACUGCAUGUGGGAAGGUCCCAUUGCUCAAGCAAAGCACUCGAUCCAGAUUAAAGAGAAAGUCCAAGAGCUUAAGCUACAGGGAGAGUCAGAGGAGGAGGACGAGAACCUUCCCAUUCAGGAAGUGUCCUUUGACCCGGAGAAGGCCCAGUGUUGUGUGGUGGAAAACAGCCAGGGCCUGACGCACGGCAGCGGGGGCAAAGGCUACGGCCUGGCCUCCACUGGAAUCUCCUCUGGAUGUUACCAGUGGAAGUUUUACAUUGUGAAGGAGAACCGAGGCAACGAGGGCACGUGUGUCGGUGUCUCACGAUGGCCCGUGCACGACUUCAACCACCGCACCACGUCAGAUAUGUGGCUGUACCGGGCGUACAGCGGGAACCUCUAUCACAAUGGAGAACAAACGCUGACGCUCAGCAGCUUUACUCAGGGAGACUUCAUCACCUGCGUCCUGGACAUGGAGGCCAGAACCAUCUCGUUCGGCAAGAAUGGAGAAGAGCCGAAGUUGGCCUUCGAGGACGUGGACGCCACAGAGCUGUAUCCCUGUGUGAUGUUCUACAGCAGUAACCCAGGAGAGAAGGUUAAGAUCUGUGAUAUGCAGAUGAGGGGAACACCACGAGACCUCCUACCUGGCGACCCGGUCUGCAGCCCCAUGGCCACAGUUCUGGCCGAGGCCACCACUCAGCUGAUCCGCAUCUUGCACCGUACUGACCACUGGACCCAUCGUAUCAACAAAACCAUGGUGGAACGACUUCACAAGAUCAAGGUCUGCUUCAGAGAGUCAGCCGGUGCAUCUGGUGGCAGCGGCGGUCAAAGACUGAAGAAGAGCCGCUCGGUGCAGAGCCGCGAGGAGCACGACGCCCAGAGAGAAAGCCAAGAAACAACCACGAGGACGGAGGAGGAGAGGGGACGCCACGGACGACAGCAUGGCUUGGGGGAGCUGUCGGAGCACCACCUGAGAACGCUGUGCACAGAGGUGUGGCCGGUCCUGGCGGUGAUCGGGGGCGCUGACGCAGGCCUCCGUGUUGGUGGGCGAUGCGUGCACAAGCAGACCGGACGCCACGCCACCCUGCUGGGCGUGGUGAAGGAAGGCAGUACCUCAGCCAAGGUGCAGUGGGACGAAGCUGAGAUCACCAUCAGCUUCCCAACUUUCUGGUCGCCUAGUGACACUCCACUAUACAACCUGGAGCCCUGCGAGCCGCUGCCCUUCGACGUCGCACGUUUCCGUGGCCUCACCGCCUCGCUGCUGUUGGACCUCACCUACCUCACCAGCAUCCACGAGGAAACAGCCGCCAAGCUCGGUGUGCGACGUCAUGACAAGAAGCAUCGCAACGCCGCAUCGACUGGGCAUGAGCCGGCCGCUAACGAAGACAAAGCAGACAAUGAUAGUCACAACCGAAACGAACAAAGGGAUGGAGCCUCAUCUGCAGCCGUUCCAAACACCACGACCUCUGACCUGCGUGUGUCCCACAGCCUGGAUGAGGUGAAGGCACAUGUGGCGCCCAACUCGAAGUCAGAGAGCGAGAUCUCCUCGGUGGCCGGCAUCGGUGGAAAUGAGACUCUUUUCUCUGCUGCUCCUCACAUCCCUGCGGAGGGGAACAGGAAGAAAGGCCACGAUCAUGGCCUUCGCAGCCACGAGCCGUCUCCUCCCUCCGUGGCCACCCAGUCUGAGAUCCAUGCUGUGCAGCUGUCCUACCUCUACCUGGGAGCCAUGAAAACCCUCAGCGCUCUGCUGAGCUGCAGCAAAUACGCUGAGCUGCUGCUGAUUCCUAAGGUUUUACCGGACACGGCACCGAGUGGGCACAACGCUGAUCUGAACGCCAGCACCAGCGGGAGCGCUGCUGCCACCUCGCCGGUUUGCCCCGAGGAGGCGGAGAUUCGGGCGGCUCUGCAGUUUCUCAUGCGCCACAUGGUGAAGCGGGCAGUGAUGCGCUCCCCUAUCAAGCGGGCCCUGGGCCUGGCCGACCUGGAGAGAGCGCAGGCCAUGAUCUACAAGCUCGUCGUCAACGGGCUGUUGGAGGAGCCCAGUGGGGGAAAGAUCAAGCCUGGAGUGAGAAGUGAACCCGAGGGUGAGGGGGAAGGUACAGAGGGGGAGCAGUUGGCACAAACCCCGGUCACCACCAGCCCCUCGGCCUCCAGCACCACCUCCUUCAUGAGCUCCUCUCUGGAGGACACCACCACCGCUACCACACCCGUCACGGACACGGAGACCGUCCCCGCCUCGGAGUCUCCAGGAGUCAUGCCUCUCAGCCUCCUCAGACAAAUGUUCUCUAGUUACCCAACAACCACCCUGGGCCCAGCCCGCCGAGCCCAGACUCCUCCGGUGUUGUCUCUGCCCACGUCCCCCUCCGAGGAAGUCGGCCGGAGGCAGAGUCUCACCUCCCCCGACUCCCAGCCCAGACCACAAAACAGAACCGGUACCUCUCUGUCGGACCCCAGCAGCCGCCUGUCGACGUCUCCCCCUCCUCCUGCCAUCGCUGUGCCCCUGCUGGAAAUGGGCUUCUCCCUGCGACAGAUCACCAAAGCUCUGGAGUCCACGGGUGCGCGAGGAGAGGCCGAUGCUCAGAACAUCACUGUCCUGGCGAUGUGGAUGAUCGAACAUCCAGGUACCGAGGACGAGCACGACGAGCCUCACCCCAGAGGCGGCGGCGGCUGCAGCGACGGCUCGGACUCCUCGUGUCCGGGCGCCACGGCUUCUGCUGGAGGCAAAUCUCUGGACAGGAGCUCGUACCUCUGCUCUCCCGGAGAAAUCGCCAAUGCAGACGCUGCGGAAAUGGAAGAAGGCUUCAGUGAGAGUCCCGAGGGUCUGGAGCAGGACAGUGCGUCAGCCUCCAGCGGCGUUGCUCUCAGAGGACGCUCUGCAGUGGGAAGGAAGCAUCGCUUUGACCUCGCUGCUCGAACCCUCUUAGCCCGUGCUGCUGGACUGUACCGCUCGGUGCAGGCCCACCACAGCCAGUCUCGUCGGGAGGUUCCGUCCCUUCAGCAGCAACAAGACCCGGCUGCUCUGUACGACUUCAACCUGGAUGAGGAGCUUGAGAUGGACCUGGACGAAGAGACCAUGGAGGCCAUGUUCGGCCAGGACCUCGCCAGCGACACCGACAUUCUGGGAAUGUGGAUCCCGGAGGUACUGGACUGGCCAACAUGGCAUGUGUGUGAGACAGACGAUCGGGAUGAAGUGGUGGUGUGCGAGCUGUGUGAGGCCAACGUGGCAAACUUCAACCAACACAUGAAGAAGAGCCACCCGGGCUGCGGCCGCAGCGCCAACAGGCAAGGUUACCGCAGCAACGGCGCCUACGUGGACGGCUGGUUCGGAGGCGAGUGCGGCAGCGGAAAUCCUUACUACCUUCUGUGUGGAGGCUGCAGGGAGAAGUACCUGGCCAUCAAGAGCAAAGCCAAGGUCCCUGUUGUGGAGAGAUAUAAGGGACAGGCUCCGGACCUCCUGGGAAAACAGGACAGUGUCUAUGAAGAGGACUGGGACAUGCUGGAUGUUGAUGAAGAUGAGAAGCUGACAGGGGAGGAAGAAUUUGAGCUGUUGGCCGGCCCGUUGGGUCUGAGCGAGCGCAGGAUCGUCCCUGAGGCCGUCCAGUUCCCUGACAGCGACCCACUCGGAGCCUCUGUAGCAAUGGUGACGGCCACCAACAGCAUGGAGGAGACGCUGCUGCAGAUCGGCUGCCAGACCUCAGUGGAUAAGAGCUCAUCGGGCAGGGUCACCCUCGGGGAGCAGGCCGCCGCUCUGCAGAACCCACAUGACCGAGUGAUGGCGCUGAGGAGGGUGACGGCUGCAGCCCAGGUGCUGCUGGCCAGGACCAUGGUGAUGAGAGCCCUGUCCCUGCUGUCUGUCAGUGGCUCGAGCUGCAGCCUCGCAGCAGGACUGGAGUCUCUGGGUUUGACUGACAUCAGGACUCUGGUCAGGCUGAUGUGCUUAACUGUGUCUCAUCACCAUGCUGCUUUCCCCCAGAACCUGAUCUCUGCAGCUACAGGCAUGAACCUGACGACCGUGGACGACCCCAUUCAGAGGAAGUUCCUGCCCAGCUUCCUUCGUGGCGUGGCCGAGGAGAACAAGCUCAUCACCUCCCCCAACUUCGUGGUGACACAGGCUCUGGUCGCUCUGUUGGCAGACAAAGGGGCCCGACUCCGCCCGGCCUACGACAAGGCUGAUAUGGAGAAAAGAGGCCCUCUGGAACUCGCCAAUGCACUAGCGGCGUGCUGCCUGUCUUCCAGGCUUUCCUCACAGCACCGCCAGUGGGCUGCCCAGCAGCUGGUCCGCACACUGGCCGCCCACGACCGCGACAACAACCAGAGCCGGCCGCAGACCUUUGCCGACAUGGCAGGGGAUCUGCGGAAGUGCUCCCUCAUCAAGCUGGAGGCUCAUCAGAGCAGGGUCAUCACGUGUGCCUGGUGCAGUAAGAAAGGCCUGUUGGCCACAAGUGGAAACGACGGCACGGUCCGGGUGUGGAACGUGACCAAGAGCCAGUACUCACUCCAGCAGACGUGCAUCUUCAACAAAGAUGAUGGAUCCUCGGAGGACGGCAUGUCCGGCUUGGGAUCUCCCAGUGAUCCCAGCUUGUCUCCUUUGGCCUGGAGCGUCACUGGCAAAUUUCUGGCUUCUGCCAUCGAUAAAAUGGUCAACAUCUGGCAAGUUAAUGGUGGGAGAGGCCUUUUGGACGUGCAGCCUCACUGGGUGUCGGCUCUGGCUUGGCCCAAACAGGAGGCCGAGUCCUUAUGGUGCGGGGAACCCAAGGACAUGCUGCUGGUGGGACGGAUGGAUGGAUCCCUGGGCCUCAUCGAGGUGCUGGACACGGCCACCAUGCACCGCACCGAGCUGGAGCACUGCUACCGCAAAGAUGUGGCCGUGAUGCACAUCGCCUGGUACAGUGAAGACAAGCCUUUUGCUGUGGGCUACGCAGAUGGAAAGCUGCUGAUUGGUUUCAAAGAGCCGUUAGAAAAGGGAGCCAUCGUGGUCAUUGAUGCACACAAGGAGUCCAUCACCAGUAUGAAGUGGAGUCCAAACGGUCAGAUCCUGCUCACCUGUGCCAAAGAGGAGACGGUGAAGCUGUGGGCGAGUCACGACUCCGGCUCCGGCUGGCGCCGCCUGCAGAGUCUCAGACAUCCUUCCGUGGUUAACGGUGUGGCGUGGUGCGGCCUGUCUGGACGAGGGCCGAAGCCGCUCAGCAUGUUGGCCAUAUGCUGUCAGAGCGGCCUGGUCACGGUCUGGACGGUUCCUCAGGACAUUGCCAACUUCCCAGAAUCCUGUUCCCCUGACUCGGGGGGGUUGUGGGAGAACGAAUCGAAACUAAAAUUCAUGUCUUCCAGGCGCUCGGUAGAUCGAGUGAUGUGCGUCUUCCAGCUGAAGGGUCACAUCACUCCAGUCAGGACGCUGGCCUUCAGCCCUGAUGGUCUGGCUCUGGCAUCUGGAGGAGUGGGAGGCCUCAUGAACAUCUGGUCCCUGCGGGACGGCUCGGUGCUCCAGACGGUCGUCGCCGGGUCAGGGGCGAUCCAGAAUAUCGUCUGGAUCCCAGAUGUGGGCGUCGCCGUCUGCUCCAACAGGUCAAAGGAUGUGCUGGUUGUGAACUGCUCCAAUGAGUUCAUGGCAUCCAACCAUGUGCUGGCCACGUGCCGCACGGCUCUGAAGAAGCAGGGCGUAGUCGGCCUCAACAUGGCGCCCUGCAUGAGGGCCUUCCUGGAGAGGCUGCCCAUCAUGCUGCAGGAGCAGUACGCCUACGAGAAGCCCCACGUUGUCUGCGGGGAGCAGCUCGUCCACAGCCCCUACAUGCAGUGCCUCGCCUCCCUGGCCGUGGGGCUCCACCUGGACCAUUUGCUGUGUCGCCCCCCUGUGCCACCUCAGCUCCGACACUGCCCACCGGAGUCUGGCACUGCCGUCUGGACCGCCAGCGAGUGGGCGUGGCUGGACUGCUUCUCUACGACAGUCAAGGCGGCGGAGGCGCUCGCUCGAGGCGCCACCUUCCCCGAGUCCUUCUCCGUUCCCGACCUGGAGCCUGUGCCCAAAGACGAAAUGGCUCUGCUCAUGGACAAUAAUAAAUGGGCGUCUGGAUUGGAUGAACAGAUCAUGUCCUGGGCCACCUCGAGACCAGAGGACUGGCACCUCGGAGGGAAGUGUGAUGUCUUUCUGUGGGGAGCAGGGCGACAUGGCCAGUUGGCAGAGGCCGGCAGGAACAUCCUGGUGCCGACCACGGCUCCGUCGUUCUCUCAGGCUCAACAGGUGGUGUGUGGGCAGAACUGCACCUUUGCGAUCCAGCCCAACGGGACGGUGUUGGCCUGCGGAGAAGGAAGCUACGGUCGCCUGGGCCAAGGGAACUCCGACGACCUGCACGUGCUCACGGUCAUCUCAGCUCUUCAAGGUUUCGUGGUGACGCAGCUGGUGACCUCAUGCGGCAGCGACGGUCACUCCAUGGCGCUGACGGAGAGCGGCGAGGUGUUCAGCUGGGGGGACGGGGACUACGGUAAACUGGGCCACGGGAACAGUGACCGGCAGCGCCGACCCAGACAGAUCGAAGCCCUGCAAGGAGAAGAGGUGGUGCAGAUGUCCUGCGGGUUCAAACACUCGGCAGUGGUAACAGCAGACGGGAAGCUCUUCACUUUCGGUAACGGUGACUACGGCAGACUGGGGCUCGGAAACACUUCCAACAAGAAGCUCCCAGAGAAGGUCACGGCUCUGGAGGGCUACCAAGUGGGACAGGUGGCUUGUGGGUUGAACCACACUUUGGUCAUCUCUGCUGAUGGAAUGAUGGUUUGGGCUUUUGGUGAUGGAGACUAUGGGAAACUGGGACUUGGUAACUCCACGGCCAAGUCGUCACCUCAGAAAGUGGACGUGCUGUGUGGGCUCGCUAUUAAAAAGGUUGCUUGUGGAACACAGUUCUCUGUGGCGCUAACCAAAGACGGAAAGGUUUUCACGUUCGGCCAAGACCGUCUGAUUGGCUUAGCCGAGGGCCGAGCCCGGAACCACAACCGGCCCCAGCAGGUCCCGGCUCUGUCGGGGGUCCAGGUCCAGGACGUCGCUGUCGGAGCUGAGCACACUCUGGUGCUCUCGUCCACGGGAGACGUCUACACCUGGGGCAGCAACUCUGAGGGACAGCUGGGUCUGGGUCACACCAACCACGUCAGAGAGCCCACACUGGCGACGGCGCUGCAGGGCAAGAACAUCCACCAGAUCUCUGCCGGCCGCUGCCACAGCGCAGCGUGGACGGCGCCAUCUGUGCCGCCGCGAGCUCCAGGCUCGUCAGUUCCUCUCCAGCUGGGUCUGCCCAUGGCGGUGCCUCCUCAGUACAGUGGGCUGAAGGAGGUGAGCAUGGAGGCGGUGAGGGCUCGCCUGCGCCUCCUCUACCACUUCUCCGACCUCAUGUACUCCUCGUGGAGACUUCUCAACCUCAGCCCCAACAACCAGAGCUGUAACUCCCACUAUAACGCUGGCACCUGGGGGAUCGUCCAGGGCCAGUUGAGGCCCCUGUUGGCCCCCAGAGUCUACACUCUGCCCAUGGUGCGCUCCAUAGGGAAGACCAUGGUGCAGGGAAAGAACUACGGCCCCCAGAUCACCGUCAAACGAAUCUCCACCCGGGGACGUAAGUGUAAACCGAUCUUCGUGCAGAUCGCUCGCCAAGUUGUGAAGCUCAACGCCUCGGACCUCCGACUGCCCUCCAGGGCUUGGAAGGUUAAACUGGUGGGGGAGGGGGCGGACGACGCAGGCGGAGUGUUUGACGACACCAUCACGGAGAUGUGUCAGGAGUUGGAGACGGGGGUCGUGGACCUGCUCAUCCCCUCCCCCAACGCCACAGCAGAGGUCGGCUACAACAGAGACAGGUUCCUCUUCAACCCGUCGGCCUGUCAGGACGAGCACAUGCUCCAGUUUAGGUUCAUGGGGAUUCUGAUGGGAGUCGCCAUCCGCACCAAGAAACCUCUGGACCUGCACCUGGCUCCUCUGGUGUGGAAACAGCUGUGCUGCAUCCCCCUGCUCCCGGAGGAUCUGGAGGAAGUCGACCUCCUCUACGUGCAGACGCUCAAGAGCAUUCUUCACAUUGAAGACAGCGGCAUCACCGAGGAGAAUUUCCAUGAGAUGAUUCCUCUGGAUUCGUUUGUCGGGCAGAGUGCAGAUGGUAAAAUGGUUCCCAUCAUCCCGGGAGGAAACAGCAUCCCGCUCAGCUUCUCCAACAGGAAGGAGUACGUGGAGCGGGCCAUCGAGUACCGGCUGCACGAGAUCGACCGGCAGGUGGCGGCGGUGCGCGAGGGCAUGUCGUGGAUCGUGCCGGUGCCGUUGCUGUCGCUGCUGACGGCCAAGCAGCUGGAGCAGAUGGUGUGCGGGAUGCCGGAGAUCUGCUGCGACGUGCUGAAGAAGGUAGUGCGAUACCGGGAGGUGGACGAGCAGCACGCCCUGGUGCAGUGGUUCUGGCAGACGCUGGAGGAGUUCUCCAACGAGGAGCGAGUCCUCUUCAUGCGCUUCGUCUCCGGGCGCUCGAGGCUGCCGGCCAACACAGCCGACAUCUCUCAGAGGUUCCAGAUCAUGAAGGUGGACAGGCCGUACGACAGCCUGCCCACCUCCCAGACCUGCUUCUUCCAGCUGCGCCUGCCGCCGUACUCCAGCCAGGCCGUCAUGGCCGAGCGGCUGCGCUACGCCAUCAACAACUGCCGCUCCAUCGACAUGGACAACUACAUGCUGUCCCGUAACGUGGACAACGCUGAGGGCUCGGACACGGACUACUGACGCAGGCAACACAGACACGCACACACAUCAUAACGUCCCAGGAGAGGGCGAGCACAGACUUAUCUUAUUCACACACACACACACACACACACACACACACACACACACACACACACACACACACACACACACACACACACACACAGACGAGUCGUCAGCACUGCAUCAGUCGUAGGAAACUCCUGAGCAAUGACCACUUUUUACCAUUUAAUCUUCUUAAACAGCACAGAUCUUCAUUUCUCUUUGUGGUUUAUUAGCAGUUUUUAUGACACAGAAAUCCACAUGAGAAGUGCAUUUAGUGUUAAUUUGUUUUCCAUUACUCCACAUCCCAUUUUCAGGGUUUCUGCAUGGAGGUUCUGUUUCUUUGUUUGAAAUGUGUAUAGAAUAUUCAAGUGCGUGGUGGUGGAGGAAAAAAAGAAUAUUGUACAUUGUGUAAAAUGCUUCAUUAGGAAAAUGUUUUGCAUAAUAUCCAUAUUUAUUGUUUUCAUUGCCUCUGCUGAGUUUCCACAAGCAACAACAAUAAAUGAGAAAUGCUGCAUAAUUGA